CGGGUUAAAAAUGUUUCAUUGUGCAUGUAUGGAUUUAUACUCGCUAGAAGUAUCAGAUUUCAUGUCAUUAUGCGUCAUGAAUGCGGGUCGCCAUUUUGAUAGUAAAUAGCGUGUGUUAAGUUCAUCUCAAGUUUCCAUGUGGUUUAAUGUCGAAAUAUAGUUCAUUGAACUAAUGUUUAAUGUGAACAUAUAUAUACACCCGACUUCAGAUAAAGAUGCUAAUAUCUGGAUGUUAAAAUCUGAUUAAAAUUAUAGGCCAAGGUGAUGUUCUUACUAAUCUAAAGUGUCACGUUGUUCUGCCGAGGAGAAUGCAUUCGGUGGUAAGGGUCUAACAAGGACAAAUUACGGAAUGAGCAGCAUGAAAUAAGUGUAAAGACUGGAAUGAGCAGCAUGAAAUAACUGUAGAUACUGGAAUGACCAGCAUGAAAUAAGUGUAACGACUGGAAUGAGCAGCAUGAAAUAAGUGUAAAGACUGGAAUGAGCAGCAUGAAAUAAGUGUAAAGACUGGAAUGAGCAGCAUGAAAUAACUGUAGAUACUGGAAUGAGCAGCAUGAAAUAAGUGUAAAGACUGGAAUGAGCAGCAUGAAAUAAGUGUAAAGACUGGAAUAAGCUGCAUGAAAUAAGUGUGAAGACUGGAAUGAGCAGCAUGAAAUAAGUGUAAAGACUGGAAUGAGCAGCAUGAAAUAAGGGUAAAGACUGGAAUGAGCAGCAUGAAAUAAGUGUAAAGACUAGAAUAUGCAGCAUGAAAUAAGUGUAAAGACUGGAAUGAGCAGCAUAAAAUAAGUGUAAAGACUGGAAUGUGCAGCAUUAAAUAAGUGUAAAUACUAAAAUUAGUAGCAUGAAAUAACUGGAAAUACUGGAAUGAGCAGUAUGAAAUAACUGUUAAGACUGGAAUGAGCAGCAUGAAAUAAGUGUAAAGACUAGAAUAUGCAGCAUGAAAUAAGUGUAAAGACUGGAAUGAGCAGCAUAAAAUACUUGUAAAUACUUGAAUGUGCAGAAUUAAAUAAGUGUAAGUACUAGAAUUUGCAGCAUAAAAUAAGUGUAAAGACUGGAAUGAGCAGCAUUAAAUAACUGUAAAUACUGGAAUGAGCCGCAUGAAAUAACUGUAAAUACUGGAAUUAGCAGCAUGAAAUAAGUGUAAAUACUGGAAUGAGCAGCAUGAAAUAAGUGUAAAGACUGGAAUGUGCAGCAUGAAAUAACUCUAAAGAAUAGACUGAGCACCAUGACAUAACUGCAAAGAUUAGACUGAUCAGCAUGAAAUAACUGUAAAUAAUGGAAUGAGCAGCAUGAAAUAACUGUAAAUAAUGGAAUGAGCAGCAUGAAAAAAGUAUUAAGACUGGAAUGUGCAGCAUGAAAUAAGUGUAAAGAAUUGAUUGAACAUCAUGAACUAAGUUUAAAGCAUAAAACGAGCAACAUUAAAUAUUUUUUUAUGAAUGGAAUUGUCAGCAUCAACUAAAUGAAGUACAUCUCAAAAAUACAAAAACAAAUCGUAUAAGGCACACGGGCAAAACACACAGACUCAGAUCGUAUAUUAUAUUAAACUGAAGUUAACCGUACAUGUUUGAGUUUUCGCCUUGGAAUGGUCAGUGGAGAAAAUUGUUUACUUUACAUAUACAAGGUUCAAAAUAAGUUUUAAAAAUAUGGGUUUCGUGUUAUUUGACAUGCUGUCUAACUGUUAUAGAGAUGUAACUCACUUUAAGCUCCUUAACAAAUGUAACAAGAAAGUGUUUGCAACAAUAAUUGUAUUGAGUACACUGAUACUUUGUCUUGGAAUGCAUAAUAUGGUGUAUGAUAAUAUAUCUCACCCUGGUGAAGUAACGAAGACAGACUUUAGUGAACAUAUCAGACAUUGGAACGUGAGCUACUGGAAACCAAAGCAAACAAAACGUAUUCUGAUGUGGACACCUUUUUUCUCUACAAACACAAGCAAGGCAGCUGAAGGAUUUAACAAGGGAUUCAAAUUGUGUAAUAAAAAGUGUAUAGCUACUGAUGUCAAGGAUGAGAUAAGUGUUUCGGAUGCUGUGAUAUUUCAUGCAUCAGACAUCUGGAAACAUCGAGGAAUCGUAACAAACAUUUUGGAUCAAGGAAUAGAGUUCCCUGCUGUUCACAAACCAGAACAAGUAUGGGUGUUUUAUAGCAUGGAGCCGGUUACAAAAAUGUACGGUACCAUUAAACCAAACACUUUCAACUGGACCAUGUACUUAAGAAGAGAAUCAACAAUACUCACAUCAUAUUCCGCAUAUCGUAAAAAGCUACCAGAAGAGAUGGCUAAGCCUUCAACAUUGACUGAGGAAAUACCUAACUAUUUUAAGACAAAAACCAAGUUUGCAGCUACAGUUGUUUCCAACUGUUAUCCUCCAUUUCAGCGUUAUCGUGUCAUAGAAGAACUUCAAAAGCACGUUGACUUGAACUAUUACGGCAGAUGUUCAGGAAAGUCGCCGCUACCUGCCGAAUUCAUUAAAAAUGAUGUAAGAGAAGAAUUGUUGAAGGAUUUCAAAUUCUACAUAGCUUUGGAAAAUAGUAUAUGUCGUGAUUAUAUUUCUGAAAAAUUCUGGAACGCCUUAGAUAGGAGACAGAUACCGGUGAUAGCUGCGCCAAAGUACAACUUGGAACUACUGCCUGAGCAUUCUUAUUUAAACCUCUUUGAUUUUGAGAAUGUCAAAGACCUGGCAGAGAAGAUGGAAGAAAUUGGUAAUAAUGAAACUCUUUAUAACAGUUUCUUUGAUUGGACAAGCACAUGGAGUCGGCGAACUGGCAGUUCUGAGUGUGCACUAUGCGAAGAACUACACAAAAAUAAGACAGCUCAAGUUUACGAUAUAGAUGCAUGGUUAAACGACGAUCUCUGUCAAAAGCCGACGGUACUGGGUAUAGCGAACAACUUUGUUUCGAGUGUGUUGCACGACUUUGGAUUGUGAAUACUGCGGAAGUUCAACUUUUCAUGAAUCUUGAGAGUGAAACCACGAUUCCGUCCUUAUACAGUCAAACCCCAUUGGCUCGAACUCCCAGGGACCGGCGAAAAUACAUCGCGCCUCGGAAAAUUCGACCCAAGCGGUAAUGCUUACAUUAAUUAGAAACAGUCGGUCCUUUACAACCAGUUCGAGCCAACAAGAUAAUCAAGGCCAAGCGCGUUCGAACCAACGGGGUUCGACUAUACUUCUACUUUUGUGAUAUCUGAAUGCUUACCAUAUGUAACAUGUUCCCUUAACUCACCAUUUUUUAUAUAUUUUUCUUUCUUUGUUCUACUCAUAUUUUUCAAAAUAGACUUUGUCAUACUUGUUUCUCAUAUAAAAAAAACAUAUUUAUUUUCACUCUUACUAUACUAUGAUCUUUGCACUUGAAUUUGUACCAUACAAUUUUGCUAUGACAACUGCUACCAUUCAAUGUUCACCUCAAGGAGAGGAAUUAACAUAUUUAUGCCAAACUUGUCUACCUAUCCCUUAUUCAUUUUGUACUUGUUGUUCAAAUGUGAUUUUACACAAAUAAAGAUGUUGAAACUAACUAAA
Mya arenaria is the source of this 3503-nucleotide messenger RNA. RefSeq names its product alpha-(1,3)-fucosyltransferase fut-3-like. Gene Ontology annotation, molecular function: alpha-(1->3)-fucosyltransferase activity. NCBI's taxonomy places the organism in Eukaryota, Metazoa, Mollusca, Bivalvia, Myida, Myidae. The transcript is spliced from 3 exons. Gene Ontology annotation, cellular component: membrane. Bases 1641 to 2915 code for a protein of 424 amino acids. The record is from RefSeq and is a predicted model, not a curated record.